Colletotrichum destructivum is the source of this 2857-nucleotide messenger RNA. Its product is annotated as Putative WD40/YVTN repeat-like-containing domain superfamily. The transcript is spliced from 2 exons. Gene Ontology annotation, molecular function: protein binding. The record is from RefSeq and is a predicted model, not a curated record. Bases 142 to 2370 code for a protein of 742 amino acids. Lineage: Eukaryota; Fungi; Ascomycota; Sordariomycetes; Glomerellales; Glomerellaceae. Gene Ontology annotation, cellular component: transcription factor TFIIIC complex. Gene Ontology annotation, biological process: transcription by RNA polymerase III.
UACACACAGUGUAUAUGUCAAUCGAGAAUCCGAGCUUCACCUCCAUUUUUCAACUCACUUUCACUCUCACUCACUCUCAUCGUUUUCACUUCCUCACCUCAUCCCGAUCGCACACGACCAGUUCACAGUCGUCGCGUCACAAUGGUGAGGACACGGCCUCGCAACAAAACAAAACGGAUCGCCGUCAUAGACUACGGCUCCGACGGCGAGCCGCCCGAGGUCCACGACGACUCGGACGACGAAAAUUUCGAGGCGCCGCCGCCGGACCCGGAGGACGAUGAAGACGACCCCAUGGACGUCGAUGGCGGCGACGACGACUUCGAGGCCGAGGACCCUUCCCAGCUCGUCAUUGACGUCAACGGCAAUAACGAUGACGAAGACGAGCGGCCCGCCUACACGAGCUCUGCCGGCCUGAGGAAAAAGCCGACGGACAUGGCCGCCUUGGGCACUUAUCACGCUGAUGGGCGGCCCACGAGGCACUACACCGGCGCUCUGAAGCGGGGCCAGCGCAUCCAGGUCCUCGACUUCUUCUAUGGGCCCCAGGAGGAGGCUGUCGGCGUUGCGAGCUGGCUGCUGAACCGAUGGGCAGGGUACCCGGUCCUGCCGAGCAAGUUGCCCGACGGGCCCGCGCCUCCGGUGCCAAGUCCGUGGCUGGAGCCCGGGUUCGUUGAGGACCAAGACCGCGCCGCGAAAUCGUGGUUUGCGAGGUUAGGGGGCGGCGAGGGAGCGAGCCGGGGGGAGAGGGAGAUGAGCACGGAGGAGGCCGCGCAGUACAGGCUGGAUCCUGGCGGCCACUUGGUUUCCGUGAUCGGGCCGUACCCGGAUCAGCAAGAGGUCGAUAUCGCACCCUACGGCGGUGUCGCGCUCACCAUGUCAGGACUACCCUUGACGGACGAAAAGGCCGAGGAGGAGGAGAAGGCGGCGGGGUGGAUGUUUGACGUGGGCGGCAUCGUCAUCGGCAUGGACUGGGCCAGGAGGACGGAGCAGGAGGCGCAGGUUCUCGCGCUCGCUGUCAUCCCGCACACGGACCAGCAGCUGGAUCUCGAAGAUGCGUACGACGAGAAAAAGGGCAUCGUCCAGCUAUGGGAGCUCUGCGGCCAGAAGGGCGACGACGGCAUCACGAGACCCCUCGGUCGGCCGGCACGCCUUGCUAGAACUGUCUGCUUCGACUGGGGUAGAGUCCUAAGGCUCAAGUGGUGCCCAACCCCUUACCGAGAGAACGGCGCCAUGGGCCUUCUUGCGGUUCUUUGUGGUGACGGUCAGGUUUACAUCGUCGUAGUCAAGGACAUUGACAACGAUGAACAGGAUGCUUUCACAAAACUUGAAACCCCCGUUGUAUCUCUCGGACUCCCCGCCGAGACCGACGUGACGGCCACGUGCUUCGCUUGGGUCAACACGAACCGCAUCGUUCUCGGCCACUCGGACGGCUCCCUUACCCUCUGGUCCUUCUCGCCGCGCAUCCUCCUCGCCCGCCACGACGUCCACUCGACGCGCGUCAUGCACAUCGACACGGCGUACCCUUCCGACCCGUAUCUCGUCGCGUCGACGCCUGUCGCCGGCUACACGACGCUGGUCGACCUCUCUGACCCCUCGUGCGAGCGCACCAGCUUCCCCUGCUUCGCCAUCACGCCGCAGCCGAACCUACUGCAGUGGCAGGACCACCUGCGAGGCUUCUUCACCGUCGUGCCGUCGGCGAACCCGCUCAACGCGUCCGUCGGCUUCGUGCACUCGCGGUGGUACGCGGCCCAGGUGCGUAAGGCCAUGGACGGCGACCGCCUGCCGACGUGCCUCGCCGCCGGGCUGCACCACCCCUUCGUGCUGGUCGGCUACAUGGACGGCACCGUCUGGGCGGCGAACCCGUCCAACCGCAUCUUUGCCUCAAAGCACCACUUUGGCCACAAGAUGAAGGUCGUUGACCACCAGUACAUCCCCCGCGCGCGGCUCGCCGGCCCGGUGCUGGAGCGGGUCGGCGGCGAAGGCGGUCCCUGCCGCGGCGCGUCGAGGAUCCUGCAGGGCUUCCGGCCGGUUCCCAACGUCAACCCCAAGGUGGACACGUGGAAGACCAAGGGCGCCAUCGGCAAGAAGAAGGAUAACAAGAAAGGGAAGGGCAAGAAGGCCAAAAGCAAGGCUAAAGGCAAGGGCAAAGACAAGGCCGGGGCGGAAGACGACGAAGACGACGACGCGGACGUGCAGGGCGGCGCGGAGGAGGGGGACGGGCACUUUGCGGACCCCAAGCGGGCGGUGCUCUCGGAGCCGCUGACGCGGAUCACGACCAUGGCGUGGAACCCGAACGGGGAGUACUCGUGCUGGGCGGCGGUGGCGAUGGCGUCGGGAUUGGUCAGGGUGAUGGAUCUCGGGUUGGAAUGCUAGGAGAUGGCGAGCACCAGAUCGCCAGGGGUCGUUGGGGCGAGGCAUACGCGUGAAAAAUGAUACCCUUUAUUUAAACCACACAAAACACAUCUAUAUAACGUCUCUAUUCGUGGACACAUUAAACCCUUCCCCUCACCCACGGGACAAUGACAAGACAACAGCAACAACCACAAUAGAUUGUGCGCCAGGCGCCGGGAAAUAGGCUACAAGCAAAGCGACCCGCGGACGGUGUGGUGAUAGUCAAAGGCCUUGGCCAUGCCGUACAGAUGCGUCGCGGCAGCGGCGACGACGAAGAAGUGGAAGAUCUGGUGGGAGCUGCCCCAGAUGUCAAAGGUCCCCGGGAACGACCGCUCGGGCCAGCGGACGGCGUACAGGAAGGCGCCGAAGAUGUACAGGGCGCCGUGCAGGACGACCCAGCUGAGGCUCAUGCGGGCCUCCAUCUCGGCGCGGCCGUAGAGGGCGGCGCCGUGGAGGACGGGCACGACGC